This is a messenger RNA of Rattus rattus (black rat), 3987 nucleotides long. It is a transcript of the gene Txlnb, whose product is annotated as taxilin beta. Bases 51 to 2108 code for a protein of 685 amino acids. The transcript has 10 exons. Lineage: Eukaryota; Metazoa; Chordata; Mammalia; Rodentia; Muridae. Gene Ontology annotation, molecular function: syntaxin binding. The record is from RefSeq and is a predicted model, not a curated record.
CUUUCCUUUCUCUUCCCGCUUAGCCCCCUUCCUUCUGGUCCCGCUCCCAUAUGGAGACUAAUCAUCCUGAUCAGCUCUCAGUAGAACAGCCAAAUCCCCCAGGGGAUAGCUCUCCAGUCAAUCAAAACGUCCCAGGAAAGCGAGAUGCCCAACAGUCCUCAACCUCAGGCCAAGCAGCAGAGCAAGAAGCAAGCCCGCAUCCUGAGAAGGGAGCCCAUGAUAUCUCUGAAGAGCUGAGCCGACAACUGGAAGACAUUAUAAACAUGUACGGGUCUGCUGCCAGUCCCACAGGAAAAGAGGGCACCUCCGAAACUAAGGAGCAGCCCCAAAACACAGAGGCACCGGACAAUGAGGAUGGCGACUAUGAAGAAACCACCGAAGAGACAGACAGAGAACCCACUGCUCCUGAAGAGCCAGCCACAGCCAAAGGGCCUGUCAGUAAUAAAGAGCAAAAGCUGGAAAAGAAAAUCCUGAAAGGAUUAGGUAAAGAAGCUAAUUUGCUCAUGCAAAAUCUAAACAAGCUGCAGGCACCCGAAGAAAAGCUUGAUUUUUUAUUCAAGAAGUAUGCUGAAUUGCUGGAUGAACAUCGCACUGAGCAAAAGAAACUGAAGCUCCUACUGAAACAGCAGGCGCAAACGCAGAGAGAGAAGGACCAGUUGCAGAGUGAGCACAACAGAGCCAUCCUGGCUCGAAGCAAACUCGAAAGUCUGUGUCGGGAGCUACAGAGGCAUAACAAGACACUGAAGGAAGAGACCCUCCAACGGGCGCGCGAGGAAGAAGAGAAGAGAAAAGAGAUCACGAGUCAUUUUCAGAGUACCCUGACAGAUAUCCAGACCCAGAUAGAACAACAGAGCGAGCGCAAUAUGAAGCUCUGCCAGGAGAACACAGAGCUCGCAGAAAAACUGAAAAGCAUCAUCGACCAGUACGAGCUCAGAGAGGAGCAUCUGGACAAAAUAUUCAAACACCGAGAACUGCAGCAGAAGCUGGUGGAUGCGAAACUUGAAGAGGCCCAAGAACUGAUGCAGGAAGCAGAGGAGCGGCACAGACGGGAGAAGGAAUAUUUGCUGAACCAGGCGGCAGAGUGGAAACUUCAGGCCAAAGUGCUAAAGGAGCAGGAGACCGUGCUGCAGGCUCAGCUUACUCUCUACUCGGGAAGGUUUGAGGAGUUCCAGAGUACACUGACGAAAAGUAAUGAAGUGUUUGCCACUUUCAAGCAGGAAAUGGAUAAUACGACAAAGAAAAUGAAGAAGCUGGAGAAGGACACGGCCACAUGGAAAGCCCGAUUUGAGAAUUGUAACAAAGCCCUGCUGGAUAUGAUCGAAGAGAAAGCCCUGCGAGCUAAGGAAUACGAGUGUUUCGUGAUGAAAAUCCAGAGGCUGGAGAACCUGUGUCGUGCUUUACAAGAAGAGAGAAAGGAACUCUACAAGAAAAUCAGAGACGCAAAAACGUCCGAAAAGGAAGACCAGGUUCCGCACACCUCUGACGAAGAGCCAGAGUCAAAAGUCUCUGAAGAUAAAGAGAUGGAUGUAGAGGAAGCCAACGGCGUUCAAAAUGCUGUGAAAAAUCUGGCCACAGUUUUCACCAUCCUUCAUCAUCCAGAGUUCACCCCAGACCAAUCAGGGGAAAGACAACCGGCAGUGAAUGGUCCUCAAGGCGGAAGUGACCUCACCCACCAGCAUACCGAACCAGCCCAUUUAAACCAUCCCAACCCUUCCAGUGCUUCAGGGAGUCCUCAGCCCCCUGUGGGUUCUCAGGCUGGUUCUGAGGGGGGCUGUGAGGCUGCACCUGCCCCUACAGCCUGCUGUACCCCUGCAGAGGCAGAGCUCCAAAGCCAGGGUCUCUCUGCUGGGAAUCCCCCAGACCCGAAGCCGCAGAAGCCAGAGGCAAAAGCUUCUGGUCAGGCCCCACUGUCCCCAGCCCAGGGCUCCCUAGCCGUAAUAGAGGCAAAAUGUGAUAUUUCGCCGUCCCCAGAGAGUGAGAGAGAUCCUGCUGUUGUGCCUGGGUGUGAGUCUAAGGAACAUCCCCCACCAGAAGUCCCAGACAUCCGGCUAGGCCCUAACACCGGGCUCCCCAGAGAGCCCGAUGCCUGUCUGAACGGAGUAGAGUAAGCCUCAUCGAUUCUUCUGUCUGUUCACCUAGCUCCAUCUUUCUCAACAGCAGAAAGUCUGUGAAAGAAACUUCUAGUCCUAGAAAACACAUACACACGUAUUUUCAUACAUGUAUAUAACGUUAUCAUAUAAGCAUAUUUCACUCCUUACAGAUUUUUCUCUAUUGCAAGAUAUUUACAUGCUUGUAAAAAAUUUCUGCGGGAAGUUAAAAAAAAUUCUCUCUCUCUUACACUCUGGAUUACAGUAGAUUAAAACUGUAUGAAUCAGAAACAGCACAUGCUGUACACAAGGAGGACCUCAGGACGCCUUUAACAGCAAAGGGGAAAAUCACAAACAGGUGGUUCUGAUCUGCUAAUGCUUCUGAUUCUCACAGUUAGCUUCCUCCCAACUUCCCAGCAUCCCACCUCCCGGGAUGAAGCAGCCUCCUCCUGGCUACCUGUGAGAAAGUGGUUGGAAAUAGAGAAAGAAUCUAAGAUUUGAGGGGUUGUGUAUACUCAGCAUAGAGGAAGCUGGCCCUGGUCCCUGCUUCUUUGGCUACUGAUAUCUCAGGAAAACACUUCUUGUUGUCUCUAACCUUGUGUUUUAUCUCAAAGCAUCUAUUCCUUCCAAAUUCCCUCCUUUGUAUCAAUAUGUAUGCCUGGCCCACGUCUCAAUUAAUGUUAAGUAAAAUAUAUUUUUCCGAAACAGGAAUCCACACGAGCUCUCAAUAGGAGUAAUAAGGCUUACAAAGCCAACACAUUUUCUGCUCUAAGGAGUUUUGAACAGGCAGAAAUACAAAAUUAAAAAGGGGGGAUCAUACUCAUAAUUCAAAAAUAGCAGGCGAGGACUUUAUAGAUGUCAAAAGCUAGAAGCAAUUGGGAUUACCCAAACAAGUUUUAUACUCGCAUUGUUGACAAAACAAAUCCUCUACUAACACUGACAGCAUACAUUACUCUGCCUAGGCUAAAAGACUAUACUAACAAAACAGGAAGAGGUGGGAAGGAGGGAGACAGAAGGAGUAUAAAGAAUGGACUGUCUAAUCUAACUCUACGUUAAGAAGUUGAACACAGGUAGAAAUAUGGAUAAAGGAAGGUUCUUGAAAACUCAUCCAGGAAGUCAUUCUUCAGUGGUGCAUGGUGGCUGUUUGCCAAUGCACACAAGGAGCUGGUAGGCAGUAGCCAUAUGUUAAAGGAAUUAUAAAACUGUAUAAAAUUUGUUUGAAGUAGACAGUAAGGGAAAGAACAAAAAUACCAUUUGGGGAAAAAAAAAAAACCAGGGGAAAAAGCACAUCAUUAUUUGAGAACUCAUGUGUUUUCAGAGGCUUUGCAUAUUAUAACCGCACGGGGAUCCGGCCAAGUUCAACACCACUGGAAAUUAGACAUUCAAUUAACUCAAAGCCAAAUAUUCACUAUACUAAUCCCUUCUCUCUGUUUACAGGAGAAAGAACAGAGUAGGAUCAUCAUAGUUAAGUCUCAAUCCAAAAACUCAGGAAGACAAACAGGCAGGAGGCACUGACAUCCAAUAAAUUAGGAAUUCUAAUAUCCAAUGUUUAUUAUUUUCAUCCAAGAGAAUUUCACAGCAACAUAUCACUCAUAACUGUGUGUACCUUUGGCACAGUUUCACAGGCUAUACCUUCCCUGAAACCUGUAAAGCUUUAAUAUAGGCUUUGGGAGACUUAUUUUAAUAGUCAAAGAAUGUUUUAUUAUAGUACUUUGUGUUCAAACUUGGCCUUACUAAUCAUAACAACUCAUAAGAUCUGAAAGCAGAAAUCACAUCUCUUCUUUAUGAAGUUCAUAUAACUAUUUUUAGAGAUGCCAAAUCUUUCUAGAAACACUGGAAUUAUUGCUUUCUAAAUGUAAUAACAUAAUGUUUAUACCAAUUAAAAAGGCAUUUCUUCCAA